Messenger RNA from Colletotrichum chrysophilum, 474 nucleotides. RefSeq lists its product as uncharacterized. NCBI's taxonomy places the organism in Eukaryota, Fungi, Ascomycota, Sordariomycetes, Glomerellales, Glomerellaceae. The record is from RefSeq and is a predicted model, not a curated record. The coding region runs from base 1 to 474 and encodes 157 amino acids. The transcript has 2 exons.
AUGGAGGGCCAGGACUUCUGGAGAGGCGCGGUCUACAACGACUCCUCAUGGACGCCGCACGCCUUCAACGAGUCGCGGAUGGACUUUGCCGUGGCCCUCAAUCCAGGCGGCAUCAACGCCGACUUCCGCAACCUCACCGCGUUCCGCGCGCGGGGCGGCAAGAUUCUACAGUACCACGGGCGGGCGGACCAGACCGUCACGCCGGCGCUGAGCUCUGAGUUCUUUGAGGGUGUGAAGCGCGUGGUCGGGCUGACGCAGGCCGAGAUGGACGGGUUCUACAGGUUGUUUUUUAUCCCGGGGAUGAGGCACUGCAGCGGCGGGCGCGGCGCGUGGGAUAUCGGGCAGACGUACCCCCUUGAUGGGCGACGGCUGGAUCCGAGGGGGAACGCGUUAUUGGCGCUUGUGGAGUGGGUUGAGGGCGGGAGGGCGGCGGAGGAGGUUGUGGGAGCGAUAGUAUUGCUCGUAUCCGUAUGA